AAAAAAAUUAUAAUAUAAACAUUUUGAAAAUUCUAUUCACCGUAUCCCUUAUUGUGUUGCUUCUAUUCACCGCCGCUCAGCUUCGGUGACCUCUUCCGCUUUAGUCCUCUGUUCAGAUAUUAACUUGGUUACUUGGGUCCAAGAUUUGUGUAAUCUCUGUCAUGGCAACUAGACUUCAGUUUGAGAAUUCUUGUGAAGUUGGAGUCUUCUCAAAACUUACCAAUGCAUAUUGUUUGGUUGCGAUUGGAGGUUCCGAAAACUUCUACAGUGCAUUUGAGGCUGAGUUAGCAGAUGUUAUCCCUGUGGUCAAAACCUCCAUUGGUGGCACUCGUAUUGUUGGUCGUCUUUGUAUUGGAAACAAGAAUGGGCUUCUCUUGCCCCAUACCACCACAGACCAAGAACUUCAACAUUUGAGAAACAGUCUACCUGAUCAAGUUGUUGUUCAGCGCAUAGAAGAAAGAUUAUCCGCUCUGGGAAAUUGUAUAGCAUGUAAUGACCAUGUGGCCCUAACACACACUGAUCUUGACAAGGAAACUGAGGAAAUGAUUGCAGAUGUUCUUGGAGUAGAAGUUUUCAGGCAGACUAUCGCGGGUAAUAUUCUUGUUGGCAGUUUCUGUGCCUUCUCCAACAGAGGUGGUUUGGUCCAUCCUCAUACUUCCAUUGAAGACUUGGAUGAACUUUCUACACUUCUUCAGGUUCCUUUGGUUGCUGGGACUGUCAAUCGCGGUAGUGAAGUAAUAGCUGCUGGCAUGACAGUAAAUGAUUGGACAGCAUUUUGUGGUUCAGACACCACAGCAACUGAGCUCUCUGUGAUUGAGAGUGUUUUCAAGCUGAGGGAAGCCCAGCCUAGUGCCAUUGUGGAUGAGAUGAGGAAAUCCCUCAUUGAUAGCUAUGUAUGAGUUUUGGUAAUAGGAUUCACUUUUCAUACGAUAUUGUAUUGCUUAUUGCUAAGAUAUUUAAGUUUGGUGAUAGUGUUUUUUUUACCUGGUAAACAGUUUGGCUAGUAGUUUGCCUUCUUAAAUAUGAACGCAUA
This is a messenger RNA of Gastrolobium bilobum, 1033 nucleotides long. Its product is annotated as eukaryotic translation initiation factor 6-2-like. Gene Ontology annotation, cellular component: nucleolus; cytosol; preribosome, large subunit precursor. Gene Ontology annotation, molecular function: ribosomal large subunit binding. Gene Ontology annotation, biological process: assembly of large subunit precursor of preribosome; maturation of 5.8S rRNA; cytosolic ribosome assembly. The record is from RefSeq and is a predicted model, not a curated record. NCBI's taxonomy places the organism in Eukaryota, Viridiplantae, Streptophyta, Magnoliopsida, Fabales, Fabaceae. Bases 162 to 899 code for a protein of 245 amino acids. The transcript has 8 exons.